Messenger RNA from Vicia villosa (hairy vetch), 997 nucleotides. RefSeq lists its product as uncharacterized. Lineage: Eukaryota; Viridiplantae; Streptophyta; Magnoliopsida; Fabales; Fabaceae. The transcript is spliced from 3 exons. The record is from RefSeq and is a predicted model, not a curated record. The coding region runs from base 75 to 953 and encodes 292 amino acids.
GAGUGGCUUUAUUUUAUUUUUCAUCUCUUGACUCCUUCAUUCAUGCACAUGACUCUUCAUCUUUCUCAACCAUCAUGAAUCAAGGAACCUACUGGUAUCGUCACAUGGGAGAGGAAAAAUUAAGAAUGAGAAACAAUCACAAAAAGAAAAAGGAGAACAUCACAUGCCGUAAUGGCCGUGGCGGCGGCAGUGGCGGUGGUGGUGGGAAUGAUAUUGCCGGACUUGUCGUGGCGGCUGUUGGUUUUAUAGCUGUUGUCACUUUUUCAAUCAUCAAACACGCAACCAAACCCAAACCCAAACCUCAAAAUUCGUUGGGUGAAAAAUGUAAUAAGAGCAUAGAAGAUCACGAAAUUGAAACCAAUCAAUGUCUUCAUGCACUUCUUCAACCUUCAACAACCACAACCAAAGACGAAGAUGGUGCACCAUGUGAAGCUAUAACCGAUACGAAAAGCAUUAACAACAGUUUUAUUGAGAAGGAGAAAAUUGAGAGUGUUUCUGACAUUAAAACCAUCAGUGAGGUACUGGUAUCCGAAACCUCGUUUCAUCAUGAUGAAAUUGUGUUAUCUGAUGAUUUCAACUCGGAAAGUGCCGUCUCAGAAACAGAAAAGGUGGAUGAUGAUGAUGAUGAAGCUGUUUCAGAGAUUGUUGAGGAGAAAGAUUGUUCAUUGAAUGAGGGAGGAAAAAUUGAUGUGCAAAAUGAAGAACAUGUAGCAGAAAAAGUAGACACUGAAGUUGCUGAAGAUGAUGAUGAUGUGAAUGUUGAACCUGAAAUAACUUCUCAAGAAGAAGAAGGGAAUUUAUCUAUGAAGGUGAAUGAUCAAGAUCAUGGAUCAGUAUUGGUAUCAAACUCAAAUCAGUUUUCAACUUUGCUUCUGCUAUUGCCAGGGUUGCUCUUGCUUCUAGUUCUACUUUUGCUUAUGCAUUUUACUAAAUAUAUAUUUUCUGCAAUAUAGUCCUAUAAUACUGAUAUAUGAAUUUCAAACCAACUUGUCAACAA